AUGUAUCGUCAAUCAUUACAAAGAUUAGCCAUCAGAAGUCAAUCCACUGUUGCUAAGUCUGUUCCAAGACCAUUAUCCAAUGCCUAUGUUUCCAAAUUAGAAUCAAGAUGGACAGCAUUACCAAAGGAAGAUCAAACUUCAUUAAUUGAAAGUUUGAAAUCAAGAAUGGAAUUACCAUGGCAAGAAUUGACUCCUGCUGAAAAGAAAGCAUCAUAUUAUAUUUCCUUCGGUGAAUGGGGUCCAAGAAAGCCUUUAUAUGGUCCUGGUGAUCAAGCUAAAGUUGUUUAUGGUGUAGUUGGUGGUAUUGUUGUUUCUAUUGUUAUAUUCGCUGGUAUUAGAUCUGUUGCUCCAGCUUCACCAACAACUCUUAACAGACAAUGGCAAGAAGCUUCUGAUGAAUAUCUUAAAUCCAAGAAUGCCAAUCCUUUCAGUGGUUAUUCUCAAAUUCAAUAG
Scheffersomyces coipomensis is the source of this 453-nucleotide messenger RNA. It is a transcript of the gene COX5, whose product is annotated as cytochrome c oxidase subunit Va. Gene Ontology annotation, biological process: mitochondrial electron transport, cytochrome c to oxygen. Bases 1 to 453 code for a protein of 150 amino acids. The record is from RefSeq and is a predicted model, not a curated record. Lineage: Eukaryota; Fungi; Ascomycota; Pichiomycetes; Serinales; Debaryomycetaceae. The transcript has a single exon.